GAGGCCCCGCCCACAGUGUGAUCGGCCAGGGGCCCGAGAGUCUUUUCCUCGCUCGCCGCAGCAUCGGGUCCACAGCUGUGCGUGGAGAGGUCCUGCGGCAGGAUGAGUGCAGGCUCGGACCCCGUGGUCAUCGUCUCGGCGGCGCGGACCGGCAUAGGCUCCUUCAAUGGCGCCUUGUCCACCGUUCCCGUCCAUGACCUGGGCUCAACGGUCAUCAAGGAAGCCCUGAAGCGGGCCGCUGUGGCCCCCGAAGAGGUGUCGGAGGUCAUAUUUGGACACGUUUUGGCAGCAGGUUGUGGGCAGAAUCCGGUUCGACAAGCCAGUGUGGGAGCAGGGAUCCCCUACUCUGUUCCAGCAUGGAGCUGCCAAAUGAUUUGUGGGUCAGGCCUCAAGGCUGUGUGUCUUGCAGCACAGUCGAUCCGGAUAGGGGACUCCAGCAUUGUGGUUGCAGGAGGCAUGGAAAAUAUGAGCAAGGCUCCUCACCUGGCUCACUUGAGGACAGGAGUCAGGAUUGGGGAGACACCACUGACUGACAGUAUUCUGUGCGACGGGCUUACAGAUGCAUUUCACAACUACCACAUGGGCAUUACAGCUGAAAAUGUAGCCAAAAAAUGGCAAGUGAAUAGAGAAGAUCAGGACAAGUUGGCAGUUCUGUCCCAGAACAGGACGGAGAAUGCACAGAAAGCUGGCCACUUUGACAAAGAGAUUGUACCAGUGUUUGUGCCUUCUAGAAAAGGCCUUAUUGAAGUUAAAACAGAUGAGUUUCCUCGCCAUGGGAGCAACAUAGAAGCCAUGUCUAAACUAAAGCCUGCCUUCCUUACGGAUGGAACAGGAACGGUGACUGCAGCUAAUGCUUCAGGAAUGAAUGAUGGUGCUGCAGCCGUGGUUCUUAUGAAGAAGUCGGAGGCUGAUAACCGUGGGCUGACACCUUUAGCAGAGAUAGUUUCCUGGUCACAAGCAGGAGUGGAGCCUUCCAUUAUGGGAAUAGGACCAAUUCCAGCAAUAAAGCAAGCUGUUGCAAAAGCAGGCUGGUCACUGGAGGAUGUGGACGUAUUUGAAAUCAACGAAGCCUUUGCAGUCCUCUCAGUUGCAAUAACUAAGGAGCUUGGAUUGAACCCGGAAAAGGUCAACAUUCAAGGAGGGGCUAUAGCCCUGGGCCACCCUCUUGGGGCAUCUGGCUGUCGGAUUCUCGUUACCCUGUUACACACAAUGGAACGAAAGGGUGGGCGUCGUGGUGUUGCUGCCCUAUGCAUUGGGGGUGGGAUGGGGAUAGCAAUGUGUGUUCAGAGAGGGUGAACCUGCUUCACUAAGCUUGAACCUCAUUUCUUUCAACUAAUAAGGCACUAAUAUGUGAAAUCAGGACCAAUGUGAGGGUGGGAGCCAUCUUCCACUUCAUAAGAACCCAGGGCUUGAUGCUUGUACUUUUAAUGUGUAAUAUGCAAGGUACAAGACAACUGCAUCUUACAGUGUUAUAAAUAAAAGAAAUCAGAUCAGUCA
Messenger RNA from Myotis myotis, 1497 nucleotides. RefSeq names its product acetyl-CoA acetyltransferase 2 (gene ACAT2). The transcript is spliced from 9 exons. Bases 103 to 1296 code for a protein of 397 amino acids. The record is from RefSeq and is a predicted model, not a curated record. Lineage: Eukaryota; Metazoa; Chordata; Mammalia; Chiroptera; Vespertilionidae. Gene Ontology annotation, biological process: fatty acid beta-oxidation. Gene Ontology annotation, molecular function: acetyl-CoA C-acetyltransferase activity.